AACUCGUCCAAUAUACGACAAUGAAGAAAGUGCCUGAGAAUUGUUUCCUUUGUGAAAAUAAAAGAGUUUUUAGUUUAACCGGAAAAAAGGAAUCGUAUUAUAAUAAAAAAAUUUCUUAUUUAUUAGGUCAUCCAUUUAUGGAUUUUGUAACAGCAAAUAAAGAGGCACAAAUUGAACUAGGUGUUUGUAGAGCGUGUGACGGGAAAAUUCAAUCUGCUUAUGAAAUUGUUCAAAAACUUGAGCUUGUUUUGAGUGAUGGCAUACAAUUACCAGACUCGACUCGAGUUAAGCGUGGCAUAGUCUCGCCCACAACCCCCAAAGUAUCUGCAACUGUGAAGCAUAGUAAACAUUCUCCUAGUCAAACAACUGCAAGGCGCUCACUUGUUGACACGGCCAGACCCGGUACUUCUAUUUGUAAGGACUCUCCAGAAGUAGUUGAAGUACCGGUAAGUGGUGGUCAUGCUGUACUCAAAAGUGAUCAUGACUGUAAGGACACAGCCAUUGGAUCAGAUCAUGACUACACAACAGUUUUUAGUAACACUGCUAUUAAACCACAAGACAGUCAUGCAAUUCUUACAAACACUGCUGUGGACAUUAUCAAGCAGCAUUUGCAUGAUAUAAGUGGGAGCACUGGAAAUUGUGGAAUAGUGGACGAAAUAGUUGAUAUUGUCGCCAAUAAUAAGACAUUAUCAAAACGAGUUCAAGCAAGAUUCUUGGAACAGAUCAACAAUGUCUGUGGAGGACUAGCAUCAAGAGAUGCUGCAUUAAACAGCAUUCUUUUGAAAAAGAAAAGUGUUUCACAGUUGCUGCAAAAUGGUGAAAACAUUAUUCCAGAAAUAUUACAGGAAAUAUCAGAAAGCCUUCCGUUUGUCCUUGACCUGUUCUGCACGAUGGCAAUAGCGGGCAAUACCCCAUCAGCCAAUAAGAUUGCCCCAAUUGUGUCUGCCUAUGCCAUCCUCAUGAAUGCCAGGAAUGAGAAGUUGUCAGCGUGGCACAGACUCACAACAGUUGUAUCCAUUAAAGGGCACUUGGAUGACGCAGCACUAACACUAUUCAACCGCAUGGGACUUACAAUGUCGUCAUCAUCCAAACUGCGGCUACUGGGUGAGGCUGGGGAUAUGCUGGAACACACCAUGAACAGUACUAGAAGAAAAAAACUACUCGAAAUCACGAGUGACAGAGAUGUGAGACCAGGACAUCAGGCAAUGGACAGACACAACAAGGGCAGCAGGUAUUGCUGUACUGUUUUGAACUCUUCGACCUGCUCUCGACCUAUAUCCUGGAGGUACUGGGACAGGUUACUAGCUGGUCUUGCAUGUAUUAUCCUCUUCACACUCGGGAGAUCAAACCUCAUGCGGCUGAUGAUUCCAGCAACAGAUGAUAUUGAGCCCAAGAAAAGAAUCAAGCGUCAGGCAGCCAUAGGUCGACCCCGCGCCACGUCUGUGUCUGGAACACCGUAUCAGAUGACACAAAACUCCCCCCCUCCAAAACAGCUGUUCACUGCCACCAGACAGUCAUCUCUGACACAGUUUUUUCAUGCUGGUGAAGAUUCUGCAACUGAAUAUUUUGACCAGAAAGCAGCUGAAAUUUCAAGCAACCAUCGUGCAAUAAAAUAGUGUCAAAGUAUCAUUCAGGUUGAGUCACAUUGGGGUGUGUCUAGCGAUGAAUUACACCGGACCUCAUAUUUAAAACAAAUCCAAAACAGAUUGUCUCCUGAAUUGGUGGACGUUGAACAAUUACGGUCAUCUUGUUCUGAUGAAUAUGGUUCCGAUUAUGUUUCUAAAAGUGGUGUGGCCAAACGAAAGUGUUCAGAUAAUGUAACUAAAAUAUCUGUAGGUAAGGAUUUUCCAUCUAAUAAAGGUGAUGCUGUAAACAGAGAGAAAUAUGUCAAACGAAAGAGGAAUUUAUUAGAAUGUUCAGAUGAAGGUACCAGAUAUUUUGAAGCAAACAGUUUUGAUGGAAAUGGAUUAAAGUAUGAUGUCUCCUGCAACAAUGCUUUUUGCCAUCCACAUAUUGACAAGAGAGUGAAAAUGGAUAUGAAGGUUGCUGAGUGCCAUGGUUUUACUGAGAAUUCUGACAUCCAAAUUAAAGAAGAAUUUAAUGACACUGAACUGAAUUCAUCAGAGUUUUCCAAUGUCAAUGCUAUCGUUGAGCAGCAUGGUAAUGACAAUAGUUGUUUAGAAAUAAGCAAAACUGAAUUUUUUGGAAGUGAUUUCAAUGACAAAAAUAAUGCUAGCUUAGAAAACAACCCAGAGACAAUAGCUGCUGUUGAAAGUGGUGGUACAGUUAUGCAAUCUCUGGAGUUAAACACUGAAUAUUGUUCAGUGAUGUUGCCAUCAGUGUAUGUUGAAGACACCGAGAGUUUGGAUCUGAACUCAGAGCUGACACUUAACACCCAGACUGGAGAUAAAAUUGAUCCAUCUUUUGAAGAGGCUGGCUCCAAUGCUGAAUUGACGCAAUCUCAGCUGCUUCUGUGAAUCUUGACUCAAUAAACCUUAAACCUUUCCCCAUCAGAAGCAAGGUGAAAAUGGCUAUAUGCAACCACCCUAAAACCAGAACAGCCUGCGAGGAACUCGCAGUCUGUUCAGGUUUUAUGCUGCUUAUCAGUAUCAAAGGGUUGGAAAUGAAGCCUUUAAAACUUGAUUCUAGUAAAGAAGAUUUUAAACUUAAUUAGUUUUUAUUAGUGACUGCAAACCCAUUAAAGUGUGUUGAUAAGGGUAAAGGGUUAAGCUAUUCAACAUUUGUAAAUAUAAAGAAUAUUGGACCCUUUAAGUUAAUACUGUAAAUUGCAUUUUAGAACAGGUUCAAUGCAUCUAAAUAAUGGUGAAUCUGUCUUUAUGACUGUCAACAUAUUUUGAAAUUUCAGAGAAUUUGGAAUGUGACCAUGAAUCGAAUAUUUAUAUUCAUGUCUUUUAUUUAAUAUGUUUUUUAUCUAAUCUGCCUGGUCGCAGCAGAUUUUGAAAGUUUAUCUCAUAUUCAUAAUGUUUGGAAGUUUCAAAGGCAUAGCUCGCAUACAAAUCAUGUAUUGAAAAAUUGAAGCAAUAAUACAUGUAAAAAUGU
Messenger RNA from Dreissena polymorpha, 3060 nucleotides. RefSeq lists its product as uncharacterized. The record is from RefSeq and is a predicted model, not a curated record. The transcript is spliced from 7 exons. Bases 21 to 1616 code for a protein of 531 amino acids. NCBI's taxonomy places the organism in Eukaryota, Metazoa, Mollusca, Bivalvia, Myida, Dreissenidae.